AUGUACCAGAGCCUGGCCAUGGCCGCCAGCCACGGCCCGCCGCCCGGGGCCUACGAGGCGGGCGGCGCGGGCGCCUUCAUGCCCGGCGCGGGCGCCGCGUCCCCGCCGGUCUACGUGCCCACCCCGCGCGUGCCGCCCGCCGUGCUCGGCCUGCCCUACCUGCCCGGCGGCGCGGGCGCGGCGGCGGGCGCGGGCGCGGGGGCCGGCGCGGGGGCCGCCCCGUCGGGCGCGGGGCCGGGGCCGCAGCAGGGCAGCCCGGGCUGGAGCCAGGCGGGGGCCGAGGGCGCCGCCUACACGCCGCCGCCCGUGUCGCCCCGCUUCUCCUUCCCGGGGCCCGGUGGCUCCCUGGCCGCGGCCGCAGCCGCUGCCGCCCGGGAGGCCGCGGCCUACGGCGGGGGCGGCGCGGCGGCGGGCGCGGGCCUGGGCGGCCGUGAGCAGUACGGCCGCGCCGGCUUCGCGGGCUCCUACUCCGGCCCCUACCCCGCCUACAUGGCCGACGUGGGCGCCACCUGGGCCGCGGCCGCCGCCUCCGCGGGCCCCUUCGACGGCCCCGUGCUGCACAGCCUGCCCGGCCGCGCCAACCCCGCCGCGCGGCACCCCAACCUCGUAGAUAUGUUCGAUGACUUCUCGGAAGGCAGAGAGUGCGUCAACUGCGGGGCCAUGUCCACUCCGCUCUGGAGGCGGGACGGGACGGGGCACUACCUGUGCAACGCCUGCGGCCUCUACCACAAGAUGAACGGCAUCAACCGGCCCCUCAUCAAGCCCCAGCGCCGGCUGUCUGCUUCCCGCCGCGUGGGCCUGUCCUGUGCCAACUGCCAGACCACCACCACGACACUGUGGCGCCGCAACGCCGAGGGCGAGCCCGUGUGCAAUGCCUGCGGCCUCUACAUGAAGCUCCACGGGGUCCCCAGGCCUCUGGCGAUGCGGAAAGAGGGGAUUCAGACGAGAAAACGGAAGCCCAAGAAUCUUAACAAAUCCAAGACGCCAGCAGGUCCCUCGGGCGGCGAGAGCCUUCCCCCCACCAGCAGCGCCUCCAGCAGCUCCAGCAGCGCGGCCGCCAGCAGCGGGGAAGAGAUGCGCCCCAUCAAGACGGAGCCGGGGCUGUCGGCCCACUACGGGCACAGCAGCUCCCUGUCACAGACGUUCUCGGUCAGUGCCAUGUCGGGCCACGGGCCCUCCAUCCACCCGGUGCUCUCGGCCCUGAAGCUCUCCCCACAGGGCUACGCGUCUUCCGUCAGCCAGUCGCCACAGGCCAGCUCCAAGCAGGACCCUUGGAACAGCCUGGCCUUGGCUGACAGUCACGGGGACAUAAUCACUGCAUAAUGCCACUGCCUGCCCUCCUUGGAUUCCUGCGCGACUUGGGACUUGGAGGACAGCAGAGCCGAGGUGCUGGCUCCCGCGGCUGGCCUGCUCUGUCUGGGAAUGACUCCAGAACAACUGGGAAGAAACUUGAAGUCACAGAUUGGGUCGGGGACGUGGGUGCGGGGCUUUAUCGGCUACUCCUCAAGGUGGGGGCUGGGAAGGGGUCGGACUCCCAUGGGGAGAGCCUGCCCUUCACCGUGGCCCAGGCGCCUUCCGCGGAGACUUCUUUCUCAUUUCUGCACCCAGCAAGAUGUCCUUCUCCGUGACCUUCCCGCCGCUGAGGCCCAAGAUGGUGGUUUCUCCAUGGCGUUCAGCGCCAGGAAUCUGAGGGGCUGGGACCCAGCUCCAGCCUGGGCCAGGGCCAGGGCCAAGGCAUCUGUUUGACGAGCAUUUGGGUGCCACAGGCCCCUUGGAAACCCAGCACUCCCCUUGGGACUCGGUGCUCCCCUGCGGCCUCCAUCCCAACCCCGACUCCACAAACACUGGGCAUAGCCCGUGAACUGACCGCUCGGUGGGGGCAGCGGCCCACUCCGCCCCCUCACAGCCCGGCCCGGGCAGCCUGGCUCGGCGAGUUCCUCCCCUGCUAACGGCCUCAUGCCCACGCUCCCCCCUUCACUCCUGAGGCCUCGGAGAUAAAACGCCUCCGCUGUUCUGAGUGACCCGCCCCCCCUCAGCAAAACAAGUUCGACUUCAGCCAAAAAGCACCCCCCAAUCCUCCCUCUUCCUGCCCCCCUCAUGCACAGGGAUUCCAGUGAGAGCCCGAAUGAAGAGUCCAUCGCUAAAGCGAGCGUGACCCUGGGCCGGUGCUAUGUGGGCGCAGGUCCGCCGACCCUGGCUCUGCACUCGGACCUCGUGGGUUCCCAGGCUCUGGAGCUGUGCCUGGCCGGACAGCACCUGCACCGCGGCCUUCUGCGGCAGAAGUCUUUUGUCCUGGAGGCAAAAAGCUCCGGAUUUUGCAACAUGAAUUCAAAGCAGACAAACCCAACAAAACUCAAGGAAAGAAAGACAAGGACUGAUAAGACACUGAGCGUGGGCCUUGAGGACUCUCCAGCUCUGCGCUAUUCUGGAAUGUUCUGGAAUUGGCUUUUUCUCCAUGUUGCUGUUUCUGCCUGUGAUGCUGAGGCCUCACAAAGACAACCCCCUCCUUCGUGUCCUGUCAUCGGCAGAGCCUUGGCAGAUGAUGGCCUUACUGAGUCCUGCCCCGAACACCCACCCCCACCCAGAAGCCCUCCUGGCUGUAGCAGAGAAUAUCCUUAAACCCAGAUUCUGUUUUAAUCACCGUGUACAUUGUUCUCUUCCAUGAAGGCCACCCUCAUGUACCGCCCCUAACCCACAAACCUGUUAACAUUGUCUUAAGGUGAAAUGGUUGUAAAAUCAGUAUUUAACUAAUAAAUUUAUCUGUACUCCUUUCGCCCGCCCCUCCCCGAGGUCUUUACUCCGCCUCUCGUGCUCCCCCUGCAGGCCCCCGAGGCCCCGGCCCACCCGGGCAGGCUGCGUCCUGUCUUUUCCUCUGUUCAGUUUUGGCGGCUGCUCCUGACGGGUCGAGACCGGAGCAGCUCACCAGGGCCCUUGUGGCCAGGCACGAGCAGGGACCCUGGGUUCCUGCCAUUUCUCCUUCCAGAUUCCAUCCAAGCAAGCCCCGAAGGGGCAAGUCAAGCCUCAGCAACGGAAGAGGAGCGUCUUCCCGUGUAUCCAGUUUAUCUUCACCUUCUCGGGCGAGUCUCGCUCACCCGCCUCAGCGCAGCAGUGGGGCGACGGCACACACUGGCCCCCAGGCCCCCUGGCCCCGAGCCUGUGGAAUGGACCAGGAAGCAGGUCGGCCCCCUUCGGAGCGGUUCCUCUGGCUUUUGGCCUCCCAGCUGGCCCCUGCGAGGGGUCUCUGGCCCUCACAAAAGCCCUGUUAUUUUUGAGCAGGUAAGAAAAAAACCCCAAGCACCAUUCUUUCCUGGAAAAGCACAGCAGCUUUUCACCCACUGAGGACUUGCCCAGCCGCACCGGGUCGCUGCCCGCCAGAGGCCGAGGCCCAGAGGCCUCCAGCUGCCAACAGCAGCCAGCGGGGUUUAUGGCAGCCUCAGCAAGGGCACAUUCUCAAGAUUGGCUCUUUCCUGACGUGACGUUGUGACUUGUGCUCCCCCUUCCUUUGCGCCCCCCAUCUUCAUGCUCCCCCAAAUCUAGCUUCAGGUGGCGGCCGCUUGGGAUAGGAUAUGGUAAAAGAGGCAAGUCCCAGAGGGUCGGGCAGUGGUCGGGUGGGGAGCAGGUAGUGUUGCCUGGCCCUUAGAACAAAGGUCUGGCCGCUAAGGGGCCAGUCGCAUGUGUCCCGGUGGGGGCUCCCGCAGCCCAUCACAGUCUCCCCUCGCCUGUGAGGAGCAAGGGGAGUCCAGCUGUUGGGCGUUGGAAGGCCAGCGCGGGUUUGCUGAGGUUGCGACUGGCUUGGGUUGACAGGAAGUAGGUUCUCCUAACAGGCACCGAAGGGAACUGGGGUGAAUAUUAUUUGGGUGAGAUCUGCCCCCCAGAACUAGACAUGCCGACUGGGAUACUGAGUGUGUGAGAGACCGCUGUCUGGAAAGCUGCUUUUGAAGUGGAGGGGGUUGGUGUGGGGUUUUUUGUUUUUUUUUUUUAAACAUUUUCUGAUACUGGAAAAUCGACUCUUCCAAUUCUCUUUUUUUCAUUUAUAAAAUAGCUUAUUAAAGUAACAUUAGUUUACAACACUAUGAUUUUGGGGUGCAGGUUCACACCUCUUCAGAUGAACAUUAUCGCACCACACCCGCCACCGAAGGCCCCCACAAUCCUUCACCCGGGACCCUUGGGUCUCCUCUCUCCUUUGCUCACAUCCACCCCCUUCUGGUAGCUUCAAUUCUGUAGUCAGAUUUCUUGGGUUUGUUUUGGUUUAGUUUACUUGUCUUUCUGGAAGAGGAAGCAAACUGAACCCCACUAGGGAAAAGGACACCGGGAUGGUGAGACCAUGCUGGACACUUACAGGUCACGAGGGGUCCCUGAGACCCUCUGCUCCCAGCCCUCCUGCCCACCUUCAUCCAGGGACCUGCCCCGCCCCUGCCUGCACCACCCUGCUGGGGAGGCCAGAGGUGCUGUCCUCGCCGUUGGGCUGCUCACCGCGCCCCGUGCUCCCGCCUCCCCGCCUGCAGCCAGGUUUUCAAGCGAGAGGAGACCAGCCCGGAAACUGCGGGCGGAAAGUACCAGGUCGCCGCGCGGCAGGCCUGCUCGUGGCUCUGUGUGUCCACAGGAAACUUCCCCAGCAUGUCACUGCUGUGCUGGGUAACACCGCACUUGUUAUGGGACCUUCCAGAGCAGAAAGGUUCUGGCUCAGCCCAGGCUCAGGUGAGGGCUGGCAUUUUUCAGGUGGCAUUUUUUGCAUAGUGUGCAAUAUUGUGUUUUAGACAUGCUACUGCUACAGUGGCGUUCAUAGGCCACGAUACAGUGUAAACACAGCUGUGUAAGUGCUGGGAGCGCAAAAACGCCAUGACUUUAUUGCAAUAUUGGCCGCCUGUCUGAUCCUCCCAACCAGAGGGAGGCCCAUGGAUGGCGUGUGACUCGCUGCAGGUCUCAGAGUACAGUGCAGGGGCAGGAUUCAAACCCUGUCCCUUUGCCCCCAGAAUAUGGACUUGCACCUCCUCCCUUCCCGCCUCCACCGUAAAGCGUAGAAAAUCCACGCAGCCCAAGCCCGGUCUCCAUCUCAGAUGAAGACUUUGGACUUCUUCCCGGGCCGGCGACUCCUGGGUUCCAUAUUCUCCCCAUUUUCAGACUCCUUAAGGAAGGACGUGGACACACUGGAGAGCGCCGUCCACUUGCCACAGACCCCAGAGCCUCUCUCAGGGCUGCUGGAGACAGGACCCCAGCCCGCGUGGCUCAGAGUCCCCCAGCUUUCCCUGGCCACUGGACUCCUCACUCGGCCCUUCACUCCUUUGCCCGCUGUCUGGGGGAGGCUGUGUUUUAACCCAUCUCCGCGUGCACUAUAAUCUCAAUCCUGCCGGGGCCAUCGGGGCACGACGAAGAGGCAGGAAUUGGCCGCAAGGAGCACAGAAAGUGGGUCGGCGGCCCGCUGCGGAGCUGACCCCAGGCGCCUGCGGACCCUGAGUGGCCCCAUCCAUGGGGAGGCGAACAGUAACAACUGCCGUGUGCCAGGCCCUCUGCAUCAGCUCCACAAAUCCCACAGCCGCCGGCAAGGUGGCACUUCGCUGCCUUUUAUGGAUAAAGACCCAGGUUGCAAAAAUUCAGUCACUCGCCCAAGCUCUGCUUGCUGAUUGUUGAGAUGGGACCCAGGUCGUCCGAGGCGGGACUAGAUCUUCCCUGCUGUUCUCCAGAGUCACUCUUCCAGGAGCUGGCCCUGUUCCAGCAGAGCCCCAUGUCACGAGAGAGCAAGGAUAGCAUGCGCUGGCGCAGCACUCCACAGGUUGUGUUCCACAGCUGGUAUUUAAUCCUUCAUUCAACAAAUACAUACCGAGUGUCCCUGCUGCCAAGCACGGUGUACCGGGUCCCUGCCCCCAGGCAAGUCCCUUCCUUCCCGCAUGGGGCUGCUGGAAGGGCAGAGCCAGGCAUGGCCACUGCAUGUAAACAAGACUUGCCAGCUUUGCCAGGUGAUUCAAAUGCCUGCUUUGUAACAUUUCCGUAACACCGUGGAAAGAUGCCCCAUGCCAACGCUGUGGCUUGUCUUCCCGCGGGUAAUGCUCAGGCCACAUCUCUGUGGGGCCAGCAAGUCUUGCACACAGCAGUUAUAGGAGACACCGGUGCCCCCUGCAACCCACCUGCCUUCUCAACUAGCGCGUUGGCUCAGCAGAGGCCUCAUUCCAGUAAGUGAGGCCAGGGUUGGGGCUAAGCCUGCCCCCCCCCAACUAGUUACAGAACAGGCUCAGGGGCCCUGUAAAUGUUUCCUUGGGGCCCUGCCCCUCCUAUAAUGGGAGGCAUCCAGGGGUGGGGAUGUGGUUCUGGCAUGUGUGGGGGAGGCAGGAAUGCGAAGAUCUUUUGCCUGGAUCCCUCCUGCUCCCCGGCCACCGGAGGAGGGUCCCACAUGGCGCGCA
This is a messenger RNA of Talpa occidentalis (Iberian mole), 6395 nucleotides long. It is a transcript of the gene GATA4, whose product is annotated as GATA binding protein 4. The transcript is spliced from 6 exons. The record is from RefSeq and is a predicted model, not a curated record. Lineage: Eukaryota; Metazoa; Chordata; Mammalia; Eulipotyphla; Talpidae. Gene Ontology annotation, molecular function: DNA-binding transcription factor activity, RNA polymerase II-specific; RNA polymerase II cis-regulatory region sequence-specific DNA binding; zinc ion binding. Gene Ontology annotation, cellular component: nucleus. Gene Ontology annotation, biological process: negative regulation of transcription by RNA polymerase II; cell fate commitment; positive regulation of transcription by RNA polymerase II. Bases 1 to 1323 code for a protein of 440 amino acids.